Molecule: messenger RNA, 3106 nt
Organism: Pyricularia grisea
Lineage: Eukaryota; Fungi; Ascomycota; Sordariomycetes; Magnaporthales; Pyriculariaceae
Exons: 5
Coding region: 162-2810 (882 amino acids)
Molecular function (GO): protein binding
Source: RefSeq, a predicted model, not a curated record
ACAAAACCUGCUUCUCCCACCACAAAACCAAUUUUCUCGGACUACCCAGCACCUUUUUCCGCUUUUUUUUUAAAUUUUUUUUUAAAACAAUACUACCCUGUCGGUGACGAAGAAAUCCCGCUGAACGAGGACCGCAGUGUCCUUCUGCAAAGCCUCGCGUUAUGUCCAGAUCAAGACAUGCCCUGAUGGGCAAGGUCUUGGUUGCAGCAAUGGCCCUGUGGUCAACUGCUGUUGCACAGGAAGCAGGCUGGAUGGAGAACCAGAUCAACUCCACGAUGUGCACAUGGGAAGCACUUCGAGCCAUCCAAGUGAGGGACACUCUUUACUUGGACGGAGGCCACCUUGCAUGGGCUCCAGGACUUGCCGAUGGGUCGUACGGGCCUUAUAUUGUGGACGACAAUCCCUUGGGGUACAUGUACAGUCUCAACUUCGGCAAAUCCUUCAAUACGUCGGCCAAUAUAAGUUCCAUUCUGGGGACUAUAACCAAGGGUGGCGCCAGCUUUGCGCCGAAUUAUGUGGAUGGUGGGUUAAUAGGCAACGACAAUGAGUUCUACUUCUAUGGUGGCAUGACACGGCGCAGGGACAGCGUGGAGGCGCCCCGUGCAGACGACGUUCUCAGUUACAAGGCAUCGGGGUCGGGAGCCAGCUUCCGACGGGGAUUUGAAAUCGCGCGCUUGCCUCAAGACAAAGACAUAACCCGCUAUGUGGCCUACGGCGGCGCUGUAAGCGCGCCAUCGGAAAACAAGGCCUUUUACUUCGGAGGUUUGCGAUCUCCGUCACAUGGCGAGAUCUUUCAACCCCAGAGCCAGAGCACGAUCCCGGUCACUCCAGUCAACGUCUCAAAUACAUUGAUCAGUGUGGACCUCAGUCAAGAUGCCGAAAAACGGUGGAAUAACAUUACACUUCCUGACUACAUCAAAGGUCGGGCUAAUCCAGAGUUGGUAUGGGUUCCUUACGGCAAGCAGGGCCUUCUGCUUGCUAUCGGGGGUGUGACAUAUCCAGAAUACGCUACUGUUACCCGUCGAUCAUCCAAUCAAGCUCAGGCAGACUCUGAUGGUCGUGACUUUAUGAACACCAUUGACGUAUACGACAUCGCCAACGACAAAUGGUAUCAACAGCCCACCAACGGACAGCCGCCGGGAACCAUGGCCCGAGGUUGUACUGUGGUGGCCCCCGCGCAAGACAUGUCUAGCGUCAGCAUAUACUGGUAUGGAGGAUACAACGGACUCGACCCGCUCAAGGAUUUCAGCGACGACGUCUAUCUCCUCUCGCUCCCUUCGUUCCAUUGGAUGAAGGUAUACUCUGGAAAGCCCAGUCGCGCUCGUGCAGGUCACAAAUGUGUGAUGCCUUACCCGGAUCAGAUGAUGGUAAUUGGAGGGUAUACCCCUUUAACGGGCGCGAGGUCCUCCUGUGUGGAAGGAAGUGUGAUACAGGUCUUCAACCUGACCUCACUGAAGUGGCUGGAUGCGUACGAUCCCGCAAAGUACAGCAAGUACGGCGUCCCUUUGAUGAUAAACGCCAUGAUCGGUGGCGAUGAGCACGGCGGCGCUACUUUGAAGUCACCCGACCCUACAGGAUGGAAGAGUUCAGAGCUUGGAAGCGUCUUCGCAGAGAGUUAUCCAACUUCGAAAAUCGCCACCUACUACCCAUACGCCUCUACCGCCAGUGAGGGCUCACAAGCCAAUGGCGGUGGCAAUAGCGGCGGCCCUCCCAGCUUUACGUGGCCCCUUGUUGGUUCUCUGGUUGGCAUCCUUGUCAUUGCCAUCAUCGCCCUUGCCGUUAUAUGCUUGAGGCGCCGCCGUCGCCGUCAAGCUCAAGGCGAUGGCGAGGUGACUGAGGAGAGGGAUGAGAAUGGCAACAAGAUUAUUUCUUGGAUGCGUGGCCAUCCCAGCGAAAGCAAGGCGCCGACAGUGACGGCAACAGAGGAUACCUAUUUCACUCCUGACAUGGAAACUGGCACGCCGAUCACUCCUGGAAUGGUUCAGCCAGUGCCUUCUGUCACACCUGUUCAUAAGCCGGCCCCGCCACCAGCAGAGAUGAUGGAUACUCAGGUAGCUGAACUGAUGGACACAUCUCCUCGCAUUGAGCUACAAGACACAGGUCUCACGCCCGUAGAGAUCAUCAACAAACACUCCCACCUACAUCAGAACCAUGGGGGAUCCAUCCACAGCUCGAACCUAUACUCGUCAAUAACCCAGACCGACCAUGCCUCGGGCAUCUCGAGAGUUUCGGGGCCGAGCGAAGGUGGCUUCCGCAGUGACGACGCUAUCCCAGGCGUUCGUCCCGAUUCGCCAGCCCUUGGCUCGGUAGGCGGAUACGGCGGCGUCGGGGCAGGGGUCGGGAUGGCCGCUACUCAAAACUACCAGCCGGAUCGCCAGCAGAGCCCAUCUCCUCGCAACGAGUCGGGUGUCUCGGGAAUCAGCGACCAUGAGCGCCGACACUUGCGACACUUGUCCGAUGAUACGGUGUCCUCAGUCCAUAGCGGGACUGCCAUCGGCUCUCCUGGGCGCGGCCCCCUCUCGCAAUAUAUGAACGCCGACGGGUCAAGUAACUACACCGCCGACAUAUCCUCAGCCCAAGCAAACAACAUCAUCAGCCCCGCGAGCAGUGGGCCCACCGCGCCAGGCGGCGACCAUCCUCUAGUAGGAACACCGCCUCUGGUGUCGCCGCCCACGGCCGACGACGAGCCCCAGGAUUAUCUGGGCGUGCGGCCGCAGCAGCAGACUCGAACCAUCAAUGCGCAGCAUGGAAGCCCACUGAGGAGAAGUGUUUUCCGUGAAAGCGAAGAUGAUUUAGGCGGACGUAUGUGAGCAGCUGACAUGGUCACUCUUCUUGUUCAAUGAUUCAACGCAGGAUAGAUAGGUUGUUCUGUCAUUGGCGUCGGGGCGUUUCUUAUUUGGUUUCUUUUUUAUUCUCCUUUGUCGACUAUUUGGAGUUCCUCUUGGCCAUUUCUUGGAAAUAAUCUUUUAUAUGAGCUUUAUUGCAUCCAUUUGUGUCUUUCUCUCUUUCUCUCUCCUAUCAACUUUAGAAGAUACAACAGCCUUGGACAAGGUCUGGUGACAUUACUCGAUGUAGUCAUUGAAAUUACAAUGUAAAUCGAGCCCUU